Molecule: messenger RNA, 1065 nt
Organism: Orbicella faveolata
Lineage: Eukaryota; Metazoa; Cnidaria; Anthozoa; Scleractinia; Merulinidae
Product: COP9 signalosome complex subunit 4-like
Cellular component (GO): cytosol; COP9 signalosome
Source: RefSeq, a predicted model, not a curated record
UUUGGCACUGAGUUAUUGCUAUUUACAACUUUUGAGGUGUAUUUUUCAGGCCAGCAAAGAUCAAGAAUACUCGCAAACCUGUUCAAAGAUGAGCGCUGUCAACAGUUGCCAGCCUAUGGGAUUUUAGAGAAAAUGUAUUUGGACAGGAUAAUUCGUGGCCCAGAGCUUCAUGAAUUUGCCGCUAUGUUGAUGCCACAUCAAAAGGCAACUACUGCAGAUGGUUCCAGUAUCCUUGACAGGGCAGUGAUUGAGCAUAAUUUACUCUCUGCCAGUAAGCUCUACAACAACAUCACCUUUGAAGAGCUUGGAGCUUUGUUAGAGAUACCACCUCCCAAGGCAGAGAGGAUUGCAUCACAGAUGAUUUCUGAGGGACGUAUGUCUGGUUCGAUAGAUCAGAUUGAUGGAGUUGUACAUUUUGAAACUCAAGAGGUGCUUCCCUCGUGGGACAGGCAAGUCCAAAACCUGUGUUUCCAAGUCAACAAUGUGAUUGAAAAGAUCAACAGCCACGCACCAGAGUGGGCAGCUAAGUACACCGAAUCACAAAUGACAUCUUGAAGAACAUCCAGGGUAAUUGAGACUGUAAAUAAAGCAUAAGAAGCGUGCAUUAAUUGGUGGACCAAACCUGAACAAUGCACGUGAACCGGAUAUCAGUAAUGUUCUCUCCAUUCCUCCACGUCCACCGUGUGAAGAAGAUUUAACUGGUAACGAGGAAGUUUAUGUAAUUGUGCGGAGAAAACGGACACAUCUUGAAAUUCUUUAAUAAACGUACUGCUAUGAUGAAAAAUUCUUACUGCUGUAAAGUACAGUGGUGUUAAUCUUUGGGUGGAACUUUUUUCCCCAUCAUGUAGCCGUCUGGUGAGCCUUGUGUUUUUGGAUAUGAUCCAGUGGCUCUCUUCUGUAAUGAAGCAGCCAUAUUGACUCUCGGCUUUUCUGUCUCCACUUUUCGCCGUGCAACGUUAUUGGCUUCUAUUUCAUUACAGAGAUUCCCGGAUUCCCAGUGGCGCAACUGUUAAAAUAUCUUUGAAACGUUAAUGAAAUAAAAUGUGAAUUUUGUGUUUGUUGAGA